Molecule: messenger RNA, 2079 nt
Organism: Daphnia pulex (common water flea)
Lineage: Eukaryota; Metazoa; Arthropoda; Branchiopoda; Diplostraca; Daphniidae
Exons: 2
Coding region: 176-1528 (450 amino acids)
Source: RefSeq, a predicted model, not a curated record
UCAUGGUCUUCGUCCAGCAUGUUUCUCCUGUCAUUCGACGUUUAGCAUUGACAGCGAGUGCGUCAUUAAUCCACUAUCUGUUGGUUUGUGCAGUUACAUUCGCUACCAAUCUACCACAAUCAACGUACGGACCAUUUUUUGGAAUCUGUUUAGUGGCCGGCGCACCAAUUUCAUCAUGGACCCAACUUGUAAAUCCUUCGAAUCCUUGAAAGAUGCAGGCAACCAAAUUUUCAGAGAAACAUUUCGAGAUGACUCGCUUUCGCCUGUCGUGUAUCAACAUCGGAUGUGCAAAGCUUUACAAUAUUACAACAAGGCUGACAAUUUGGCUCGCAACGCUCAAGAGAAAUCGUCUAUUUUGAAGAAUAUGGCCGCUACAAAGUUCCGCAUCGGGGAGCGGCUGUACACCCGAAAAUACCAGCAUCAACAACCGGCGUUCGCAAACUUACAAUCGACUCUGCAGCUAGAAAAAGAAUUGAAAUUUUAUUUGGAAGGAAGUCUGGAAAACUUUGUCCAGGCAGCGGAAAUAGGAAAACUUUUCCAAAACGCAGACUGGAUUUCUAAGCUGACAGAAAGUCAACAAGAAUGCGCUUAUCUCCUCUGGAAUUUCUUCUUAAAAUCGUUGAAACAAGAAAAAUUAUCUGUUCUCUUUGGACGUCUGCAUAAACUUUGCUGGAAUCUCAAUGGAUUGACUCGAUCUAGCUUUUUUCUCAAACUUGGCCGCUUGACAUUUGAAAAGGCCAUCGAACAUCAAGAUAACGGUAGAUUCAUUGAAUCCCUGCAAUUGCUGCGCGACAACUACCUCAACAUUGAAGAAGCUAAGAAAGAUAAAGACCAAUGUGAAGAGGCUAUCGAAUUAGAAGAGUCCAACUUCAUCCAUUUGUCCAUUGGCGAGUCGACUUUGGCCAGGCAAAAAGGGGAUGACCUCUGGAGAGGAAUCAUGAUGGAUGAAGAGAGUAUUCAAAUGGAGUUGGUAUGGGAUGCUGUCGAUUAUUAUGUCCAAUCGAUCGUCUUGUCUAGAGACAAGUCGCUGGAAAGCGAAGCCAUGGCUCACAGUCAUCUCGGUCGACUUUACGAGUUGCUCAGAUUCAAUGACAAAUCUCACGACCACUACAAACUCACCGUGGAUCUGGUGGUUGCCAUGCAACCCAAGAAUUUCAACGACCACCCUUGGUACAAACAAGCUCUGGCCGGAUUACAUCAGUUCCAGCAGCAACAGCAAUGGAAGGAAAAAGAAGAAAAGGAGCGGGUUCGUGCUCCGAUAGUUGAGGAGUUGAAAGAUGUGCUGUACGAGAUGAAACGAGCGUCGGCAAGAUCAGCCGAGUCGCUGAUAGACUUCAUCUAUGCCAAUCAUCCACCCAAAAAUGGGCAACAGAAGUCAACUGAUGGUAACUUGAAGACCCAAUUGAAAAUGGCACUAUUACAUUAUCAUCCCGACAAACAGAAUAUGGAAACUCAUGGAUUGAAGUGGAUGGUCUUGGCUGAAGAGAUAACACUUUUACUAAAUUAUCAUUAUUCUGGAUUUAAAUGAACAGCAGCACAACACAAUUAAUUCAUAGCAAAAUCCUAUGUGUAUCAGCAAGGGAAUCUUGUGAUGCACAUAUUAGUCCUGCUGUGCCUUCUAGCUCGUAUGAAACCCGAAAUCUCCCAAAAAUAAAUUGUGAUCCACUUUUUCAACAGUCGAAUGAGCGUAGUUACGAUAUAUAGUGAGUACUGAGUAGCACUGGGAAUAUUUUUGUAUUCCCUUACUUAUUUCUUAAAAUUUUAUUGACCGAGGGUUCUUGAAACAAAAGACAAAUAACUAUUAAACCGUAUAGGAAACACCAAAAAUGUUCAACUGAAACAGUGAAACAUGUCGCCUCUGCAGUAUAUACACUUCGAGAACCUACAGUACAUCACUGUGAUCUUCCAUUUACUAUUAUGUCUGUCAUUUUUUCAAAUGAAUAUAUCAACAACUCUUGGCAUGUUUUUCCAGCGUGACUCUGCUCCUAAGUGUCAUUGCAUAUUUUGUAGUAGCUAGUCUUUUUGCCCAAUGUGGCCUCCAUUUCCGAAAAGUGUUAAUACAAAAUGUGAUCUACAUUA